Molecule: messenger RNA, 999 nt
Organism: Coffea arabica (coffee)
Lineage: Eukaryota; Viridiplantae; Streptophyta; Magnoliopsida; Gentianales; Rubiaceae
Source: RefSeq, a predicted model, not a curated record
AGCAUUUUCAAUUGAACAGUAUACCAAAACUUUAAGGAAUAGUUUAUAUUGUCAAUAGAUCUUUCCUGUUACAGUUUUAUAUAGUACUUGACACACAUAAACCAGCAACGAGGCACGUGCUUUGCAGGUCAAGAGGGCACAGUUACUCUCGUUAAUUCUUUAUAUUUUGAAAUCUAACAUUCUUUGGUCGGAUUGUAUUAGAUGGCAGGUGCAAUUUGGAAGGCCGUGGAUAUGAUGCUGCAAAUCAUUGUGAACAUCAUUGCGAAGGUUAUAUCCGAAGUGGCAAGACUGCUUGGCAAGUUUAAAGAGAAGGUAGAGGACAUAGCAGUUGAAAGGGCUGCAGAUGUAUCGGUGGAUACGGGGACAAGUUACUUGGUUUGGAGAUCAGACAUGCAAUUGCUGGCUAGGAAUUUCAAGGCGUUGAGCAGCAGAGCAUCUGACUUAGAGGAGACAGUGGAAAGAGCUGAGCUAUCAGGACGACAGAAGGGGAAAUCAGAGGUGAAGAAUUGGUUGGAGGAUGUUGGAAAAUUAGAGAAUGAUUUCAUUGCAUUGCAGAGAAGGGUACAACAGGAGAAGUUUUGGAAACUUUUCUUGGUUGGAGGCCAUGCGAGAAAGAUGCAAGAUCAGGUGGUCCAAUUUACUGAGCAAAGCCGGCAUUUUGACGGGCUUUUGCUGGAAAAUCUUAAUAAUAAAAUAAAUGAUAAAAUCGCGUUGAGCAGCAGAGCAUCUGACUUAGAGGAGACAGUGGAAAGAGCUGAGCUAUCAGGACGACAGAAGGGGAAAUCAGAGGUGAAGAAUUGGUUGGAGGAUGUUGGAAAAUUAGAGAAUGAUUUCAUUGCAUUGCAGAGAAGGGUACAACAGGAGAAGUUUUGGAAACUUUUCUUGGUUGGAGGCCAUGCGAGAAAGAUGCAAGAUCAGGUGGUCCAAUUUACUGAGCAAAGCCGGCAUUUUGACGGGCUUUUGCUGGAAAAUCAGCAGAAUUUGGAGAACCACAGUUGA